Messenger RNA from Cicer arietinum (chickpea), 1209 nucleotides. Its product is annotated as bark storage protein A. The record is from RefSeq and is a predicted model, not a curated record. Gene Ontology annotation, molecular function: catalytic activity. NCBI's taxonomy places the organism in Eukaryota, Viridiplantae, Streptophyta, Magnoliopsida, Fabales, Fabaceae. Gene Ontology annotation, biological process: nucleoside metabolic process.
AUUUUUCAUGUUUGGAGAACUUGAAAAUAUAACCAUUGGAAGAGAAUGGAGUUUCUAGGUGUCCUUUUUAUGGUAUUACUUGGAAGUAGCAUCAAAGCCUAUGGUGCAAUUUGUCAAGUUUCUUGGAGAGAAAUCACAAAAAUCAAUAUUCAAGGACCAUGUAUUGGUAUAGUUGUGCCAAAUGCAUUUGAGCUAAACCCUCUUCUUCAAUCAUCAAGCUUUGUGCCACAUAACAAGUUUCCUUACUUUGAUUUUGCUGGAAGACAUUUUCGCAUUGGCAAAUUGGAAAAGAAAAAGGUUAUUGUUGUUAUGAGUGGAUUGAGUAUGCUAAAUGCUGGUCUUGCCACCCAAUUGUUGUUUUCUUUGUUCAAUGUAGAAGGAGUUCUUCAUUAUGGAAUUGCAGGUAAUGCAAAUUCUAAUUUUCAGAUUGGAGAUGUGACUAUUCCACAAUAUUGGGCUCACACUGGACUUUGGCAUUGGCAGAGAUUUGGAGAUAGUCUUGAAGAUGAAGAGAGUGGAGAUUUCAGCAGAGAAUUUGGUUAUCUUAAGUUUUCAAAUUACAAUAAUUACACAAAACAUUCAAAAUCAGUGGAAAAUCAAAAUGUUUUGAACAAGGUUUGGUAUCAACCAGAGGAAAUUUAUCCUGUGGAUGGAACACCUGAAGUUGAGCAGCUUGCUUUUUGGGUUCCAGUGGAUAAGACAUACUUUGAAAUAGCAAGAAAGGGCAAGAAUGUUGAAUUGGGAAGUUGUGUUAACAAAACUUGUUUGCCAAGAAAGCCAAUUGUAGUGAGAGUAAAGAAAGGAGUAAGUGCUAAUGUGUUUGUUGACAACAAAGCUUAUAGAGAUUUUUUGAACUCCAAAUUUGAUGUCACUCCAACUGACAUGGAAAGUGCUGCUGUUGCAUUAGUUUGCUUGCAACACAAGAAACCAUUCAUUGCCAUUAGAGCUCUGUCUGAUUUAGCUGGAGGAGGUUCUUCAUUGACCAAUGAAGUUUCUACCUUUUUAACAUUAGCCUCACAAAAUGCUUUUGAUGUUCUAGUCAAAUUCAUCUCCUUAUUAUAAUUUGGUAGCUUUAAUGUCUUAAUCUCAAAGUGUGUAAAUAUGGGAGAAAGAAAUAAUGUGUUUCAAGUUGUCUCUUAUAUUAUGUAUAUGUACUCAAAAUUGAAAAGCAAAAUGAAAUCUACUUAUUUAUUGCUUGUGAAAUGCAAA